Messenger RNA from Oreochromis aureus, 3719 nucleotides. RefSeq names its product interleukin-31 receptor subunit alpha. The record is from RefSeq and is a predicted model, not a curated record. Gene Ontology annotation, molecular function: cytokine receptor activity; cytokine binding. Lineage: Eukaryota; Metazoa; Chordata; Actinopteri; Cichliformes; Cichlidae. Gene Ontology annotation, cellular component: signaling receptor complex; external side of plasma membrane. Bases 319 to 2631 code for a protein of 770 amino acids. Gene Ontology annotation, biological process: cytokine-mediated signaling pathway. The transcript has 16 exons.
AGCUGCUGUUUGAGCAGAUACAACAUCUUCGACUCAACAGUUCUAUUUGUGGAAAGAAGAAGUAGAAACAAGGCUGUUUCUGCAUACUUCAGGGGACCUACCGUUUCUUGUCAGUCUACGAGUCCUAUGAACUGUGUCACACACUGUGACCCCACCCCUCCAUGCUCAGUGUCAAAACUCCCCCAAAAUAUUUCCUUCUCACACACGCUCAAGAGAGCAGCUACUGUGUGAAUCAUGAUUGUGAAUGGCAGAAGACUGUGGGUGUGAGGUUACGAAGGCUCCGUCUUGGUUUCAGUCUUUCAGACAGACCCAGGCGAAAUGGCUGGUCGUAAAGCUCAGCUGGAUUUUUCAGACUCUAAAUGUUCUUCAUGUGCAAGCCAUUCAUAUUAUAUCAUCCUGGGUCUGAUUCUUGUUUACUACGCUACACUCUCCAUGCAUUCUCAAGUAACUUCAGAGAGCUGCAAGCCAAACGAGACUUCUUCCAAAUACCAGCAUUGUGGACUUCACCCAGAUGGAGUCCGUGAUUUGGACUGUUUUACCAAAAAUACAUGGUCCAAAUUAAGAUGUAUGUGGAAACCUGGAAAACACGCAUCCAAAAAUACACAUACACUUGUAAUACAACAAAAAAAACCAAAAAACUAUUAUUGCAAAAUUUAUAAAAACAUCACAAAAUUUUCUGAAGACAUCAGGUUCUUUAAAAGCCACAGUGUGACCAUUCAGAUUUUUGAAAACAGUGAGUCAAAAAACUGCACCCAGGCAGUUUUUCAAGGUUCACCGGAGAGCCUGCAGCGAUGUGACCCUCCAAAUUAUGUGAAAUUCACACGGCACUCUGGGAAACUGGACAUAAAUGUGAGCUGGGAUCAGAACGAUGUCAAGCAUAUCAUGUCUUACUCUGCCAGAUACAAAGCACUGGGAAGCCUUCAAUGGAAUGAGUCACCUGUAAUAUCCCAGAAUAAAACGAAAAGCAGAGUGGAGAAUCUGAACUCCUCAGUGGCCUACGUUUUACAGAUACACUGCAUCGCCAAUACUAAAUGUACACAGUGCCCAUGGAGUGAACCAUACACUGUGCUAUCAGAGCUGACAUCACAGCCUGUCAUCGUCAACUUUGAAGAAACCGACGUCCCCAAUGAAAAUGGUACUCGCCUUGUUUCAAUAACCUGGAAGGUUUCUGCCAGAGACCUGCAUGAUGGCUACAAUGUGACCAUUGGGAAAGAGUCAGGAGAGGCCCCAAUUGAGCAGAUCAACACCACUCAGCCCAGCAUCACACUGAUUCUCUCCUACUCAGCUUAUCGUGUGAGCAUCAGGUCUUUCAACAACGUCAGCAUCUCUCCAGCUGUGAGCCAAAUAAUACCCCUGCGUGAAGACAUGGACAGUAUGGGAGACGAUAAGCUCAACGUGACAGUCCACAAUAACAUAUCCUUCAAAAUCUACUGGACAGAUUCCCUUCGCAAAAAAUAUGUGUGCUAUUGUGCGGAGUGGAGGGAAGAGAAGACUAAAACAGCGUACAAGUCCUUUUACCUUAAAGGCAAAAACUACUAUACUUUCUCUCCUUUAAAAGAACCCUUGAAGCCUUACAAGAGAUACACCCUCAGUCUGCACGUGCGACCGAACAAGGACACCUGCAACAUGAAGCAUCUUAACAACAGCGAAAGAACGUUUGCAAGCACAACGUUUUAUUUCAUGGAAAGCACUCCUGUGAGUGGUCCCGCGAACAUCAGCAUUUACAAUUUGACACAGAAUUCAAUGGUGCUGCAGUGGUCAUCCAUCCCAGAAGAAGACACCAGAGGUUUUCUACUGGGUUACACAAUCCACUACAGUGAAUACCACCUGUGGGGAACAGAAUCUGAGAAGAAUAUUACAGUGGAUCCAAAUUUGAACAAGUACGAACUAAACGAUCUUACAAGCGGCACAACAUACCAAGUCGAGAUAUCAGGUUUUACCUCUAAAGGAACAGGAAAACGAAGUGCACCCAACUAUUUUAAAACGACUCAAGAAGGAAGUUUUAGAUACACUAGUAUUAUUGUAGUCGCUGCAGUUGUGGCCACUGUGCUGAUAUUUGGACCACCAAUAAUAAAAAGAGCAAAAGUUGUCCUCUGGCCAAGCAUACCUAAUCCCGGAAAGAGCAAUACAAUGCAGAAAAUAGACAGGCCCUGUGAACUGGAACUCCUUGAGGCAAUCAAUACUCUGAAGGCUGAAGAAUGGGAAACAAAAAGUCUCCAGAUAAUUGAGAAAGAAGCUGUUGCCCCUGCCACGAUAUUGCCAGCAAUGCUACCGCUUCUUUGUGGCUUAGACAAACGGGGAGAUUCACCGGGAAUUACUUGUAACUGGAUCCAAACAGAAACAGAUGAUGCAACUGGCGAGAUAUCUCCCAACAAUACUACAGACACAUUGUUGGAAACCCAGCAGACAGACCUACAAAGUUUUCCUUUUCCCUUUCCAAGUGGCUAUACCACGAUGGAAAUGUUUCAGCAGGUAAUGCCACAGAGCAUCACUGCCAUUACUCAAGACAUGGAAAGUGACCCAGAGGACACAGACCUGACUGUAUUCAACCCUAAGCCAGGACUGGAAUAUGUAAGACAAUUUAGCACCAGUCCAGCCUCGGACAGCGACCACUUGUCCACGAUUUUGUGAUAAAGGUCAAACUGCGGAGCAUAAAGAGGAAAAAUCACUACGUGAACAAGUUAGUCUAAAAGGCUAGUAGUAAGAGCUGCUGCCCCUGACUGUUUCUGCUGUGGCUUAUGAAGAACAACAAUUCAGAUUACCAACAACAUGGAUUCAUUAGGCUAAUAAAAUCAGCAGAAUUACCAAGACAGUGUUUACAUCACAUUUAUGUAAAAAACUUAACCAAAAGAAUGGCAUACCAAUUGUUAGAAUUGGAGUAAAAAGACAAAACAUCCUCCCAAAAAGUGCACUUAACCAUUACCACAGUCCGUGAAUACGUCUCUGAAUACUCUGUCUGAAACUGCUUUGUGCAUAGCUGGUCUGUGAACAUACAGUAUUAUCCUGUCAUAAUAAAAUUGAUGAGAUCUGGAAAGGGUUCUGAGGCCUGCAGAAUUUAAACUUAGAAUAACUUUUGUAUCUUUGCUGAAGCUGUGCUAAAUAUUUAUUAUAAAUAAUAUAACACAUUUAAAUGAUAUGAUAAGAACACUGCAUUGAAAACAAGUAUAUCACCAGGUGGAGUUUCCCCUUUAAAAUUUAGUAAAGUACCUAAAAAAGCUCAAAGGUGUUUUGGAUACUGCAAACACAACAAGCACCUAAUUCUGAUCCCUACUGUAAAUGAGUAAAUAAAUGACUGCAAAUGACAACUAAAAAAAAUAUGUGAAAAAUUGGCGCAUAUAUCAGAAUAUUGGAUUUGUAAAUCACCAAAUAUCAGUAUUUGUCUUAUGUUGUAGUUAUGACAUAUAUACAUACAUAUACAUAUAUAUUUUGGCACUGUACUACUACUACCGGCCUCAGUAGUUGGAGAAGACAACUCCCUUUGCAGGUGCUGAUAACACCAAGGACACAAAACAGCAUAUCCAUUGUUCCAGUAGGUUUCACAGUGAACCUCGUGAUGUGUGGUAUGAUCGGUUUGUGACUUCCUCCCUCUUCCUUGGAAUGCAUAAAGGAGUGGGAGCACCACCAUUGUGUUUCAGAGCUUUCAUGACUGUAGAACUGUAAUGUUUGAUGUGUGUUUGCUCUCCUGCGUGCAGUAAUUAAAAUAGCUUGGCCACAGCUGA